Molecule: messenger RNA, 398 nt
Organism: Paramecium sonneborni
Lineage: Eukaryota; Ciliophora; Oligohymenophorea; Peniculida; Parameciidae
Source: the annotation of a GenBank genome assembly
AUUUUAUUUGUGAUGAAAGGUUUCUUUGCAAUCACAAGAGCUUUUAUGGCUCCAAUUGCUAAAACUACUUUUAGAUUCUCUACCUAAUAACAUAAAAUAUAAAUGAGAAUGUAUGUCAUAUUCUUAUAUAUUAGUGUACUCAAUCAAAUAAAUCAAAUUAUUAGAUUGUCUUCCACUAUGUCAGGAUUAAGAAUAGCUAACCAAUAUGAUUUAUCAUUAUUUUCUUUACUAGAAGAUGCUAAAGGUAUUUCUAAAUUAUUAUUUUUAGGUAAUUCAUUUAUAUUUUAUGAAAAUUAAGAUGAUUCUGCGGAGCUUGACAUCAGGCAAAUUGGUUUGCACUUAGGAUGUACCAAUACCUUAAAUUGAACAGAAUAUUAAUAUAUAAAUAUUAUCUAGCU